This is a messenger RNA of Caenorhabditis elegans, 1237 nucleotides long. It is a transcript of the gene nhr-218, whose product is annotated as Nuclear hormone receptor family member nhr-218. The record is from RefSeq and is marked reviewed. Bases 45 to 1220 code for a protein of 391 amino acids. Lineage: Eukaryota; Metazoa; Nematoda; Chromadorea; Rhabditida; Rhabditidae. Gene Ontology annotation, cellular component: nucleus. The transcript is spliced from 7 exons. Gene Ontology annotation, biological process: regulation of DNA-templated transcription. Gene Ontology annotation, molecular function: zinc ion binding; sequence-specific DNA binding; RNA polymerase II cis-regulatory region sequence-specific DNA binding.
AUUUCUCAGAAUAUCUUUUUCUGUUUAACUCAUUGUUAGAAACUAUGGUUGCCAGCUCAUUUCAACAUCACCUCGAGCCAAUGCUAACACAGCCAAUUCCGUGCCAAAUUUGUACAUAUCAAUCUCAUGGGGUUAACUUUAACGUUAUGACUUGUAGGGCUUGCGCCGCAUUUUUCAGAAGAUCUCUUGUGUGCGGAAUGAGAUACCAUUGCAAAACCCGAAAAAAUGACUGUAGAAUUGACAGUACCGAGCGACACUUUUGUAGGCUUUGCAGGUUUCAAAAGUGCCUACAGAUGGGAAUGAAGGCAGAAAAAAUCCAACAAAAUCGUGAUCCAAUAUCUUCAACAUUCCCGGGAACAUCAACCGAGCCCGAAUUGUCUGAAAUUGUUGAUCCUGAAAACGAAAAAAGUUAUAUAUUUCAUGGAACCCUGUAUGGCUUCAAAAGUUUGUUGGCUGAAGUUCGAUAUAUUUUCAGUAUUUCAAGAAACUACUCUGACAGCCCCUUAACUGAUCUCGAAAACGGUUUCAAACUUAUCACAAGGCAUCAGAAACGGCGAUAUAUUGACAUUGAGGACCGGAUCAAUUUCCAAAAUCUCACCGAUUUUCGGCUGGGUCAUAUAAAAAACUGUGCCACGUGGUUAACGCAUUCUUCAUUUUUUCAAAGCUUAACUGAAACCGAAAAUUUAUUGAUUUUAAAAUCAACGUGGCAUGUGUGGUCUUGGCUAGAACUUUUGUCCGUUUCUGUUGAAAUAUUUGGGAAUCAAGUCUGCGAGGAAAAGAUUGUAUUUCUAUCCGAAAAAAUUGCAGUCGACAUAGUGAAGGUUUUCCGGUAUAUUUUGAAACCCCUAAACAAACAGGAAAAGAGAAAAGUUGAAAAGGAGCUAAACCCGAUAUUUCACAUACUUUUUGAUGACGUGGCAAGAAAAUUACAGAAUUUAAAGCCAAGUUCAUUGGAGAUAAAUUAUAUGCUGUGGCAGUUAGUCUGGUUUGUAGCUGAAAAAGUUCUUAACGAAGACAACCUGCGGCAUGGGGAACAAUAUACAAAUCAAUUAGCCAGCGACCUGCAUAAUCACUACAAAAACGAUCUCCACUUAGAGCAAUAUGCACAAAGAGUUCUGAAAAUGAUGGCAAUUGUGAAAAGCUUACAGAAACAUUUAAUGAACAUCCAUAAAAUAAUUGAUUAUGCUGAUAACUUUUGUAACUUAUUUGCAAUGAAAUAAAAUAUAUUGCUAUUAAA